Messenger RNA from Archocentrus centrarchus (flier cichlid), 1187 nucleotides. RefSeq names its product mitochondrial ribosomal protein L19 (gene mrpl19). Lineage: Eukaryota; Metazoa; Chordata; Actinopteri; Cichliformes; Cichlidae. The transcript is spliced from 6 exons. The record is from RefSeq and is a predicted model, not a curated record. Gene Ontology annotation, molecular function: structural constituent of ribosome. Bases 37 to 894 code for a protein of 285 amino acids. Gene Ontology annotation, biological process: translation. Gene Ontology annotation, cellular component: mitochondrial large ribosomal subunit; ribosome.
CCGUCGAAUUUCACACGCGACUACGGAAGGUCAAUCAUGGCAGCCUGCACCAAAAGGCUGGAUAGAUUUAUAAUUUCGCUGAGGUUACUGCGAAACCUGCAGCUUCAAAAUGAGCGGCUUCUGUCUACAUCUCCGUGUCUUCGUGCUGCUGGGAAUGACACCGAGUCGCCUAAAUUCGUCCCUCCGUCGAAACCUGUCAUCGUAGAUAAGACUCAGACUGUGGCAUCUCUCCGAAAGUUUCUGAGCCCAGAGUUCAUCCCUCCUAGACAGAGAACAAACCCUUUAAAAUUUUCCAUUGAGAGGAAAGAUAUGAUUCGCAGAAGAAAAGUGCUCACCAUUCCUGAAUUUUAUGUUGGGAGUAUUCUAGCUGUGACUAUGGCAGAUCCCAAUGCUAACGGGAAAACCAACCGCUUCAUUGGCAUCUGUAUCCAGAGGGGAGGAAAAGGGCUGGGGGCCACAUUUGUCCUGAGGAACAUCAUUAAUAAACAAGGUGUGGAGAUCUGCUAUGAGCUGUACAGCCCUCGUAUUCAGAAGAUUGAGGUGCUGAAGCUAGAGAAAAGACUGGAUGACAACCUGAUGUACCUGAGAGACGCUCUGCCCAAGUACAGCACUGUGGAUCCCGAAAUGCAGCCAGAGCCUUUCUCGCCCACUGGAGAGGUGCCUGUCAAUGAGAUUAAGGUAGUAAUGCUCCCAAAGCCGUGGUCCAAACGCUGGGAGCGGCCAAAGUUCAACAUCCAGGGCAUCCGCUUUGACCUCUCCCUGACCCAGGAACAGAUGGAGCAUGCCCAGAAGUGGGCACAGCCCUGGCUGGAGUACGACAUGCUGAAGGAGUACGACACCUCCAAACUGGAGGAGCAGAUCUUCAGUGAAGUCCAGCAGGAGAUGAACAAGUGAACAAUGGACUUUUCAGACAUUUUUCACUUUUGCCAGUGAUGCAGACAUUUUCAGAAUUGGGGGAUGAGGUUGUCAUGGAUGUGGAACAAAUUAAGUUUUAUUCCAAAUGGUUUGUAACAGCCACACCUCUUGUCUAUAACAAGGAGCCAAUAUAGAAAUUUUAAAAGGAUUGUCUUCUUUUUUUCUGUAUAUCAGUCUGCUGUAUGGUAGGAGUUCUUCCAGUGUCAUGGUCCUUAACUGUGACAUUCACAAUAUGCGGAUAUUAAGUGACCUCUGUAAUAAAGCUAAUUAAC